GUAUAAUGCGUGCUACAUGGAUUAUCCUAUGUGCAGUUAUGGUGGAUGCGACAGUACAGCUGGGUCUUAACAGGAGGAAAUUGGAUUUUGAGAAUCAGGAAGAAUCACUUCAGCAAAAGAUGCUGAUUAAUGAGACGAAUGAACUAUUUCAAAGGGAGAAAUACGUACAACUUCCUUCAAAACCGGAUGUAAAUAAGGAAUAUGUCGACGUUUGUAGUGGAUGUACUGCAGCUGUGUUUUCCUUGAAAAUGAUUCUACAUCUUGAAACGGUGGUGUAUUAUGUCAAUGUAAUAAUUGAUCAGUUGUGUGUAUUUGUUGGACCCUAUUCAUCUGAAUGUACAUUUGUUGCUCAACACUAUGCUAGUAUGUUGAUAGAUUUGCUUGAAAAUUCGACAGCUCCUCGAAUUUGUCA
Messenger RNA from Trichobilharzia szidati, 412 nucleotides. Lineage: Eukaryota; Metazoa; Platyhelminthes; Trematoda; Strigeidida; Schistosomatidae. The record is from the annotation of a GenBank genome assembly.